CCGUUAUUAGCGUGGUGCUGUACAUCGGCGAAGCACAGACAAACUUUCCAUCACGCCAUGUCAUCGUUUCGAAUAGACAGUUCGAUCAGCAGAGAGAAAUAAACAUGGAAAAGCUGUCAGAAAGAGUUGGUGCUGCUAUCUCUAAACGCCAAGAGAGAUUCGGGAACCAAUCGCUCCCUCGCCUUCCUUCGGAGAUUCAAGAGGAUUCCAGAUUGGAUGUUGCCUACCUGCUGAGGGAUGUUGUGGACACGCACCUCCCAGGCUGCCAUAAGGUUGUAUUGUACGACCCGGAUGACGAAAAAUCCGGAUCAAGAUUCACCGACGUCGCUAAGACCCUUCUGCAGGUGUGGGGAGACGCCCUUGUGCUGUGGGAGGUGGAUGCCUUCCUGACGACGCCGCCGCCGUCCUUCUUCACCCUCAGGACCAAACACGUGCGGGCGGACAGGCAAUACUGCGUCGCCUUUGUUAUCCUGGCGGGUCUCGAGACAGUCGCAGAGGUGUUUGCAGAAGUACAGCAGACUUCCUGGUUCCUUGGGACAGCCAAAUACAUCUUGUCGUACACAGCUGAAGUCAUCACUAAGGAGACGUUGGCAGCUGAUCCAGUUCUAGGAGCCAGCUACGACUUCGUGGUGGCGACCCGCAUCCCCCUCGAAGCCAGCGGGCUCCCUCCCCCCGAGUCCUUGGGAGAAGACGCCCCCGGCCUCUUCGCCCUCCUCCAGAACUGCCCCUACUGCGACGCCGGGAACCCUCGGGUGAAUCUUGUGGAUAAGUGGAGUCCUACCGAGGGCUUCCUGAGGGGACGCGAGCUCUAUCCCGAUCUGUUUCGGGACUUCAACGGACACAAAUUCCGUGCUGUAACUUUAGUCUACGAACCAUUUAGCUGCUACGAGAAAACUGACGACGUAAUUAUCCCAGCGGACAAUUGCGUCGACAAUAACAUGUUAAGGGAAAUCGCUAUUAACCUAAACUUCACCUACGUCUUCGUGGAACCAAGUGACGGCCAGUGGGGACAUCGCUUGGAUAAUGGGAGCUAUACAGGAGUGAUCGGGGCGGUGGAGAGAAGGGAAGCCGAUUUCUCCCUCAACAUCGCCAUCACUCAGGACAGAGAAGAGAAGGUGGAUUGUACCAUCGGCUACCACGUGGAACCGAUCACCUUUGCGACUUCGAAACCUCGGCCGUUAAACCAAGCGCUGGCUCUCAUUAGGCCGUUCGCUCCCAAUAUGUGGGCAGCCUUCAGCAUUACUCUGGUGGUGACUGGCCCUUUGUAUUUCCUGGUCUGUAAGUUCACCGUCGCCCCCUUCGAGAAAGUCACUCCUCCGACCUUAGUGAAGUCGUACUUGAUCGUCUUCGCGGCUUGCUUCAACCAAGGCGUAAAGUGGCUGCCAGUGUUCUCAAACCGUGUCUUCGGAAUAACGUACGUCAUAACAAUGUUCGUGACGGUCACUGUGUACGUUGCUAUGUUGACGGCAACGCUCACACUCCCUACACUCUCUCCGACACUUAACACUUUAGAGGAGCUUGUGAGAUCCGAUUCCUCGUGGGGUAUACAGGACUUGGGCGCCGCAGACUACCAGCUCCUGAAGUCUUCGAAAGUCCCUUUGUACCAGGAGGUGUUCAGGGGCCUCAGUCCUUGUCCCUCGCUCGAUGAGUGCAUUACGCUCGCCCGGGACUCGAAGUACGCCUUUAUUACAUGGCGGACUUAUCUGGAGGAUCGGAUCGCUGUGAGGUUCACAUCUGCGACCGGUGAGAAGCAGCUGCACGUGGCUACCGGGGACAUAUUUCCGGUAGAGCUUGGGUGGGCCAUGAACCCGGGCUGCCCAUAUCGCCACGCCUUUAACAGGAAGAUCAGAGCACUGUUGCAAAGCGGUCUUAUCUCCAAGUGGCUGGACGACCUGAUCCACGACCCCCAACGACGAGAGCUGGACGGGGAGGAGACUGUCAUCAUGACCGAGGGCAUCCAGCCUCUCAGUCUCAGUCAUCUCCAGGGCGUUUUCUUUCUCCUGGGCAUAGGGUUCAGCCUCUCGUGCAUCUCCUUUGCCUGUGAAACCACGCUGUGUACAAAGAAGAAAACGGGGAUAUAGAAAAUGGAAAUGUAGAAAACGGUAACACAGAAAAAAGGAAUUGUAGUAAACGAUUAUAUAGUAAAUGGAAAUGUAGAAAGAAGAGAUGGAGAAAACGUGAACAUAGAAAAUGGAAAUAUAGAUAACGGUAACACAGAAAAAUAAAUUGUAGUAAACGAUUAUAUAGAGAAUGGAAAUGUAGAAAGAGGAAAUGGUGAGAACGUGAACAUAGAAAAUGGAAAUGUAGAAAAUAGCAUCACAGAAAACGGAAGUAUAGAAAACAGAUAUAUAGAAACUGCAAAGGCAAAAAACGUGAAUAAAGAAAAUGGAAAUGUUUGAAACCUAUAUAGAAAAUUGAAGUAUAGUAAACGGAAAUAUAGAAAACGAAACUAUGAAUAGCGUAAUGACUGGAAACGUCGACGUUCUGCAAGUCACCUCAGACACAGAAAUACAUAAGAAGCAAAUUACACGAUCUAUGCAAACACAUGUGUACACUACACAGGCACAUGUCAUUUAGAACGGAAUGUGUAUCACAUAUAC
Molecule: messenger RNA, 2600 nt
Organism: Penaeus chinensis
Lineage: Eukaryota; Metazoa; Arthropoda; Malacostraca; Decapoda; Penaeidae
Product: probable glutamate receptor
Exons: 12
Coding region: 105-2081 (658 amino acids)
Cellular component (GO): membrane
Molecular function (GO): glutamate-gated receptor activity
Source: RefSeq, a predicted model, not a curated record